Messenger RNA from Guillardia theta CCMP2712, 882 nucleotides. RefSeq lists its product as hypothetical. Bases 1 to 882 code for a protein of 293 amino acids. The transcript is spliced from 4 exons. Lineage: Eukaryota; Cryptophyceae; Pyrenomonadales; Geminigeraceae. The record is from RefSeq and is a predicted model, not a curated record.
AUGGACUUGAAAUGGAAAUGCAUGGAAGCGCAGGAAAUUUGCUCAGAUGUGGUGGAAUCCUUCCAUUCAACAAGGGAGAGCAUUGCAUCGCAAGCAGAUGCUGAUCAAGCAUUAAAGCAAAAGCUCAGAGACUAUGAACUCAAGUUAAGUGCAUCGCAAAAGAAAAUUAAAUCACUGGAAGACGAGCUGAAAGAAUCGAAUGUGAAGAGAAACCGCAUCAGCAAGCUGGAACAUGAUCUUGAAACUUACACGUCCGUGCAAGACACCAAAAUCUCCUCAAUGCAGGCGCAGAUCCGUGAGCUGCAACUCAAGUUGCAUGCUGAGCAGGUGAAGAACAGUGAGUUGAAGAGAGGUCUAGAAUACAGCAGAUCAAAUCCUGCAUCUUAUGACAAGAUGGACAAGUACGGCUCGGACGGCGGAGUGUCCGACAGGCAUCACUUUGAAUAUUGCAUGUCCUUAUUGCGAGAUGCGAAUCGCGAAUCGGUCUUCUCGGAAGCGAAGACGCAGUCCCAGGCUUCUCACACGUCCGACGCAAUGAACAAUGGCAGUGAUCCCGAGGAAAGAACCUUUGGAACAUCCUUGGGUGGAAGGUUUGAAGGUAACGGGGCUUGCGCAAACAAUCGAUCAGACUACACCGCUCUCAACGAUCCCGUCGAUGUGUCCCACUCCUCCUUUUCAAAGCAGACGUCGAAGGACCUGAUCUUCCCCCAAUCACCAAGACGAGAAAUCAAGAAGGAGACGUCAUGGGGCGCGCAGACGAGCACGCAGGCUGGGUCUCAGUUUGAGCAACUUCGACCAGCAACACAGUCAGGAAUUACACCAGGUUCUUUGACAGCCUUGGCGAUCCACGGAGGUCUGGAGGUCAAGAAAUGUGAAGCCUGA